Messenger RNA from Hyposmocoma kahamanoa, 1858 nucleotides. RefSeq names its product cytochrome P450 9e2-like. The transcript is spliced from 10 exons. Bases 70 to 1653 code for a protein of 527 amino acids. Lineage: Eukaryota; Metazoa; Arthropoda; Insecta; Lepidoptera; Cosmopterigidae. Gene Ontology annotation, molecular function: monooxygenase activity; heme binding; oxidoreductase activity, acting on paired donors, with incorporation or reduction of molecular oxygen. The record is from RefSeq and is a predicted model, not a curated record.
UCGAUCGUCCGAAUCGGCAUUGUUUUUACUUAAUUUUUGCAAUACGUCAAUAAAUUCAAGCAACUCAAAAUGAUUGUGGAAAUAUUAGUAUUCUUAAUAACAUUUAUUGCGGUAUUCAUUAUAUAUAUUCACAAACAAGCGAAGGACAAAUUUAGACAAUACGACGUGAAAUUCAUGCCGUGUUGGCCUAUAUUCGGCAACACCUACAACAGCAUAAUGGCGAAGAAACACAUGUACGAAGACAUCGACGCAGUUUACAAAGCUUUUCCGGAUGAGAAAUACGUAGGUUACAUCGAGGCCACAGAGCCCAUACUCCUGGUUCGCGAUCCUGAGUUGAUCAAGACUAUCACGGUGAAGGAUUUUGACCACUUCGUGGACCACAAGCAGUUCUUCCCUGCGGAGGUCGACCCUUUGCUCGGGGACAGUGUAUUUAGCAUGAGAGGUGAAAAAUGGCGCGACAUGCGAACGACCCUCAGCCCGGCGUUCACUGGCUCCAAGAUGCGACACAUGAUGCCUUUUAUGACCGAGAUCAGCCAGAACAUCAUCACGUAUUUGAAAGAAAAUGUAAAAGAAAACGAAGACGUAAAUAUGCUCGACCUCACCCGUCGGUACGCCAACGAUGUUAUCGCGUCAACUGGUUUCGGCGUCGUUGUCAACUCCGUCAAGGACAGAGACAAUGAGUUCUUCAAGCUCGGUGACGCUGUCUUCAAUUUUACCACAAAGCAGAGGAUCGUGUUCUUACUUUCCGGCAUUGCGCCAAAGCUUUUGAAUAAACUAGGGAUCCAGUUGUUUCCUGAAUAUACGAUCAGAUUCUUCAGAGAGCUGGUGUCAACUACAAUUGACUACAGAGAGAAAAACAAUGUUGAACGUCCUGACAUGAUCCACCUGCUGAUGGAGGCUUCAAAAGGAAAACUGAAAGAUAACUCUAAUGGAAACGAAAAAGAUAACGUUGGCUUCGCUACAGUAGAUGAAGCUUUGAAACCGCGGGGUGUAACAAGGAAAUGGACCUUCGACGAGUUGACUGGUCAAGUUUUCAUAUUUUUCUUGGGUGGUUUCGAAACUACCGGUAGCACUCUGGUAAUGAUUAUACACGAAUUAGCGAUAAACCCACACAUUCAGGACAAAUUGUACCAGGAGAUCAAAGAGUUCAAAGAGAAGAACGGCGCUUUGACGUACGACAACAUCGGAGAUUUGAAGUAUUUGGACUGCGUUUUGAAUGAAACAUUAAGGAAAUGGUCACCUGCAGUUAUAAUGGACAGAGUUUGUACAAAAGCCUAUGAACUGCCUCCACCUAGGGAGGGAGGCAAGUCAUUUAAAUUAAAACCAGGAGACAUAGUGUACAACGUGGUGAACUCUAUCCAGCUAGAUGAGAAGUACUGGCCUGAUCCGGAGAAGUUCAAUCCCGAUAGAUUCUCGGAUGAGAACAAGAAUAACAUCAAGCCAUUUACCUUUACGCCUUUUGGUGUCGGACCUCGAAACUGCAUUGGAUCGAGAUUCGCAAUACUAACACUGAAGGUCCUUCUCUUCGAUCUGGUAUCCAACUACAAGAUUGUCAAGGGCGAGAAGACACUUGAUCCGAUUGUCUUGGAACCUUUUAAUUUUACCAUUAAGCCUAAAGGAGGCUCUUUUGUGCGAUUGGAGCAGAGGGUUUAAAAGAUUCUUUUAAGUAGGGGGAUUCUAAGCGAGAACGAUAAAAUAAUUUUCAAAAAAAGCAGGUGUACGUACUACACGAAUAGGGUAAUAUGACUGCGUUGAUAGCUAUAUAAUUAUAAUUGAAAACAAAUAUGACAUUUGUUACUGUUUUGUCACGUCAAAUACAUAUUUACGAUAAUAUCUGAAUUGAGUUACUUUUUACUGU